Sinocyclocheilus rhinocerous is the source of this 1038-nucleotide messenger RNA. It is a transcript of the gene mchr2a, whose product is annotated as melanin concentrating hormone receptor 2. Gene Ontology annotation, molecular function: G protein-coupled receptor activity; neuropeptide binding. Gene Ontology annotation, biological process: neuropeptide signaling pathway. NCBI's taxonomy places the organism in Eukaryota, Metazoa, Chordata, Actinopteri, Cypriniformes, Cyprinidae. Gene Ontology annotation, cellular component: plasma membrane; neuron projection. Bases 1 to 1038 code for a protein of 345 amino acids. The transcript is spliced from 5 exons. The record is from RefSeq and is a predicted model, not a curated record.
AUGAACGCCAUGGUGGAGUUGGAACCUGUUGUUUGGAACUUUACGCUCAAAUUAGACAACAGCACGUGCGCUAAUGAGACAGUAGCAGGAUAUCCAGCAGACGAGUAUUAUAACAUUGUUCACGUCACGGAAACCAAAAUUCUCCUAUAUAUAUAUAUAUAUAUAUACAGCACAGGAGUUCUUUCUUGUUUUUCUUGCAGGUCUGCCAAAAAGACAGUGCCAGAUGUGUAUGUGGGGAAUUUGGCUGUGGCCGACCUGAUCCACGUGACGGUCAUGCCGUUCCUGAUUCACCAGUGGGCGCGUGGAGGGCACUGGGUGUUCGGCAGCACGCUCUGCACCAUCAUCACCUCUCUUGAUAACUGCAACCAGGUGGCGUGCGCUGCAGUCAUGACCGCUAUGAGUCUGGACAGAUACCUGGCCCUUGUUCAUCCAUUUCGCCUACUGAGUCUCAGGACCAGAUCCAGGACGAUCCGUAUUAACCUGUUUGUGUGGGCGGCCUCUUUCAUCAUGGUUCUGCCUGCCUGGGUUUAUGCCAAAGUGAUCCGCUUCAGGGACGGGCUAGAGAGCUGUUCCCUUAACCUGGUCUCUCCCAAAGAAGUGCUCUGGUAUACACUCUACCAGACUGUGACCUCCUUCUUCCUGCCAUUACCUCUCAUUCUCAUCUGCUAUAUACUGAUUCUCUGCUACUCCUGGAGAAUGUAUCGCAAGAACAAAAAGGCUCACAGGUAUAACACCAGCCUGCCUCGAGAGCGUGUGGUCCGCCUCACUAAAAUGGUCCUGGUUCUCGUAGCAGUUUUCCUGGUCAGUGUUGGGCCGUAUCACGUCCUGCAGCUGGUUAACCUGAGCAUACCUCGCCCCUCAUUAGCGUACCACACCUGCUACUACCUGUCUGUGUGCCUGAGCUACGCCGCCAGCAGCAUAAACCCCUUCAUCUACAUUCUGCUGAGCGGACACUUCCGCCACAGGCUGGUCUGUCGGGAUACACCCAGCAUGCCAAGUGUGGAACGGGAAAUCCAGGCCCCCCACUCCAGUUUUUAA